Molecule: messenger RNA, 5487 nt
Organism: Gossypium arboreum
Lineage: Eukaryota; Viridiplantae; Streptophyta; Magnoliopsida; Malvales; Malvaceae
Product: salt stress-induced hydrophobic peptide ESI3-like
Exons: 6
Coding region: 235-5157 (1640 amino acids)
Cellular component (GO): membrane
Source: RefSeq, a predicted model, not a curated record
CCAAAAUGAACCUAGUUACUAACUUCAAGGAGCAAAAAUUAUAUUAUUCCUUUUGUUUAUUGUCUUUGGAUCUGUUAAAUAAACCCUCCAUUCUCUCUUCGGUACUUUUUUUCAUUCUCUCUUUCAAAACUCAAAUCCUCCUCAGGCCCUUUUCCGUUGUCUUGCCACGAGGUUUUUCGAAGUCUUGGAGCUUUAAUUUUGAUGAUUUUGGAAAAUACCCAGAUCGGUUAUUGAAUGGAUGAGGCAAAAGAGAAGGGUGAUUCAGUGAGUAUUGUUUCAGAAUCUUCAGUAACUGUUAGUGAAAUUGUGGUUGAAACAAUGGCUUGCGAGGAUCGAAUUCGGAUCAAGGAAGGAGGUGAAGCGGGUCUUGGUAAUGGAGAUGAUGUAACGGUGGAGGUUUUGGAUUCUCAUGUUCAUAUUGAUGGGGGAGAUGGAGGGGCAGUUCAGGCCCGUUCUAUUGAUGAAGCGGUUUGUGGUCAUCAAGAGUUCAGUAAAGUUGGUUUGGAGGUUAACAUGAGAACCUUAGAUAGUGAAUGCCAUGCGGUAGGUGGUUUGGGUUCAAGGAAUGAGGUUUUGGGUGGUGAAGCUAGGGCUCAGAAUGAGGUAAAUGGAGGUGUGGUUUGGUCUUGUUCUAAUGAUGUAGUUUGUGGUCGUGAUGAGUCUGAUGAAGUUGGUUUGGAGGGUAAUCCGAGUACCUUAGAUAGUGAAGGUGAUUUAGCUGGUGAUUUGGGUUCAAGGUAUGAGGUUUCAGGGGGUGAAGCUAAGGCUUGGAAUGAGGUAAAUGGAGCCAGGGUUUUACGUUUCAGUGCACUAGAUAGUUCUGCAGGUAAGAACGCAGAGCAGUCUAGCGGAAUUAAUGAAGGUGGGGGAGAUUUGAAUCAAGCUAAGGAGACAGGUAAAGUUGGUAAUUUGGAUAGUUAUGAAUUGAAUCAUGGAAACCAGAAACGAGUUGUAUGUUUGUCUGCUGCAUCCGAAGAUUCAGGUGUACAAACUAAAAUUGUUGAGGAAGCUGCAAUGGCAAUUGAUGAGGAAGAUUUGAUUGCCUUAGAUGGUGGUCAAGAAACUCCUAUAUCUGAACUGAUAAAGAAAGCUGCGAAUGUCGGUGUAGAUGCCACAUCCCUGAAUGUCAAUACACUGGUUACUGCUGAAUGUGUUCCUGGUUCUGAAGCUAAAGAUCCGGUCUAUUCAUGUCAGUCAACUGGAUCGAUUGCCGCAGGCCAAUUAGAUGAGAAGGUUAGUUCCAACAUGGAAAUUGACAAGCAAGGUACUGAUUACGAGCAACAGCAGAUGGAGGUUAAAACUCCUCAUCUAAGCACCCAAAAACAUGAUACGGGUAAUGUCCAAUCCUUAAAACCUGAGCCAAUUAUUGACGGAGGAGAGGGAGUUGGUUUAAGCACGGGGGAAGCAGUGCUUGCAGAAAAGCAGGUUUCCGAUGCUAAAGAAGUCGGUUUUGAUGCAGAGCAAGAUGUUAAAGUUGAGAAAAUGGGAGUUAGCCCAAAAAAUCGCGAUCCAAGUGAUGUUUCGGAAUCAUUAGGUCACCAAAUGGAUGUAUUUGUUGGUAGUGGUGAAGUUGAAGCCGCAAAAGUUGAUAACAAUGUUUUGAACCAAAUAUCUCCUGCUGUUGCUUCUGAUAAGGAGUUACAGUUGUCAGGAAAUGAAGAUCCGUUAGCUAAAAAUGUGGUUUCUGAGGACGAUUCAAGUGUAGAGCAAGAAAUGAAUGUUGAAGAUCAAGUUACUAGUGAUGAACCGGAUUGUUUAGAACAAGUGGAAGAAAUGGAAGUCGUAGAACAUGAUAGCGACUCUGACCAGCCAACCAACGUAGAUUAUCAAACUGUUAAACAGACAGCUCUUAAGUCCUUGAGUGGCGUAAAGAUGCAUCAAGCCCAGCAGCUUCUGUCCGAGGAAGAAGGAGGAUUUUCAGUUUCUGAUUUAGUCUGGGGUAAGGUCAAGAGCCAUCCAUGGUGGCCAGGACAGAUAUUUGAUCCUUCUGAUGCUUCAAAGAAGGCAGUGAAGUAUCAAAAGAAGGACAGCUUUCUCGUGGCAUACUUUGGGGAUCGGACAUUUGCUUGGAAUGAACCAUCUGUUUUGAAGCCGUUCCGAACACAUUUCUCUCAAAUAGUGAAGCAAAGUAAUUUAGAAUCAUUCGAGAAUGCAGUCAAUUGUGCUUUGGAAGAAGUUUCUAGACGAGUCGAGCUUGGUCUGGCUUGCCCUUGCAUACCGAAGGAUGCCUAUGACAGGAUAAAAUUCCAAAAAGUUGAGAAUACCGGAGUUCGGGAAGAAUCAAGUUUAAGAGAUGGUGUUGAUGUAUCUUUAAGUGUUAGUUCUUUUGAGCCAGACAAAUUAAUUGACUAUAUGAAAGAAUUAGCGGAGUCUCCAUACAGUGGGGGUGAUCGAAUCGACCUUGUGAUUGCUAAAGCUCAAUUGUUGGCAUUCUAUCGUUUAAAAGGUUAUCAUCAGCUGCCUGAAUCCCAAUUUUCUGAGGAGAAAAGGCUCGAGGUAGUUGACUGUGCUACUCCUAUGGAUACGGAUGGUGAGCAAAAAUCCGAGGCUUCGAAGUCUCGGAGACGAUCUUACCUUAAACGGAAGCAUAAUCUGAAGGAUGGAUUGUAUCCUAGUAAAAAGGAGAGAAGCUUGUCCGAAUUAAUGAGUGAGACAUUUGAUUCUCCUGAUGGUGAAAUCGGGUCUGAUGUGAUAGGUAAUAAGCCCCCUUCAUCAUCAUUUGGCAAGAAAAGAAAAGCCAUUGAUUCCUCGGAAGACUCUGUGAUGCAGGAAGGGAGGAAGACAUCUAAAGGGUCUCUAAGCACACCUCAUUUCCCGAAGCCUUCCUUUAAGAUCGGUGAGCGUAUCAGUAGAGCUGCAAGCCAAAUGACUGGAUCCCCGUCGAUUCUAAAGUCCAGUGGUGAUAGGUUACAGAAGCUUGAUGGUGGCUGUGAAACUCCUGCCACGUGUGGAUAUGAUGUUCCCAUUGAUAAUCUUGAGGAUGCAGAGCGAAAGAGGAUGGGUAUUUUGACUGAAUAUUCAUCACUUGACGAGUUGUUGUUGCAACUUCACUUGGCAGCAUGUGAUCCAAUGAAAGGUUACAGUUCUCUUAAUAUUAUUAUUAGCUUCUUCUCAGAUUUCAGAGAUUCGAUAGUUCUGGAUCGACUUUCCAGGGACAAAGCAGUUGGCCAAAGGAAGAAGUCACCAAAUUCUAUCAUUGGUUUUUCAGAAACUUUUGAGUUUGAGGACAUGAGUGACACUUAUUGGACUGACAGAAUAGUCCAAAAUGGUUCCGAGGAGCAGCCAUCAGUUGGUACUGAUAGGGGACAAUAUCAAUUUGUGCCUGUCGAAUUAGAUAAACCAAUUCAAAAAGUCCGUAAGUCUCGAAAGCGGUAUUCUGAUACCAGUCAUGAUUUGACAGCACAGAAACCCCCUGGCUACGUCGAUGAGAAGGCCCCAGCGGAAAUUGUUAUGAGCUUUCCUGAGAUCAAUUCUGUUCCUUCUGAAACAAAGCUAAAUAAGAUGUUCAAGCACUUUGGACCAUUAAAGGAAUCCGAGACAGAAGUAGAUUGCGAAACCAGCCGUGCCAGAGUUGUUUUUAGAAGAUCAUCUGAUGCAGAAGUUGCUUACAAUAGUGCCAGGAAAUUCAACAUCUUUGGGCUGGUGUCUGUAACUUAUCAACUCAACUACACUAUUUCUGAAUCAUUCAAAGCUUCGUUGUAUGCUCCAACCCUAGCUGAGGAGAAUCCAUUCAUUGCUUCAGCCCCUUGUGGGGACCAUGCACUUAUUGCCCCAAGCCUAGGUGAGGAAGCUUCAUUCAUGGUUUCAACCCUUGGUGAGGAAACUUUACCCAUCGCUAGUACAUUCCAUGAGGAACCUUGGUUCAUAGCCUCAACUACAGGUGAGGAUACUUUGGCCAUUCCCACUACCUUAGCUGAUGGAGCUUCGGAUGUUGCUACAACCAUGUAUGAGAAAACAUUGCCUGUUACAACGACUGCAGGUGUGGAAACAAUGGCUGAUGCUACCAUUAUUGUUGACAAAACCUUUACUGUUGCCACAACUGUAGGCGAACAAUCUUUGCCUGUUUUCACAACCAUUGAUGAGCAAACGUCAACUGCUGCUGCAAGCUUGGUUGACGAAGCUUCAUUUUCCCAUUUAACUUUGAGCAAAAGAACUUCGACUCUGACCGCAACCUUGGGUGAUCAAACUUCAAGCAUUGCUACCUUCCAUCCAGAAAUUCCUAGUGUUCCUGCAACUGUGGGUGAAGAAACUUGUAGCAUUCCCGCACCCUCGGCUGAAGAAACUCGUAUUCUUCCAAACUUGGAUGCAGAAACUCCUAUCCAUCCUGUGACCUUGGCAGAGGAAACCCCUAGUAUUUCUAGAACCUUGGGCGAAGAUACUCCAUCUGUCCCUGCAGCCUCCAAUGAAGAAGCUCCGGUAGGUACUCUGAUCUUCAGUGGAGGAACUCACACCCUUCCUGGAAAAUUGGUUCCCACAACCUUGUGUGAGGAAACAACCAUGCCUGCAACGUUAGGUCAAGAAACUCCUACCCUUCCUGCAACAUUGGGUGAAGAAGCUCAUAGUAUUCCCUCAACCUCGAGUGACGAAAAUCGUGGCAUUCCAACUAACUUGGAUGAAGAAACUCCUACUGAUCCUGUGACCUUGGCAGAGGAAAGCCCCAGUAUUCCUGAAACCUUGGAUGAAGAAACUCCAUCUGUUCCUCCAACAUUCAGUGAAGAAACUCCAGCUGUUCCUCCGUCAUACAGUGAAGGAACUACUAUUCCUCCUUCCUUCAACGAGGAAACUCCUACUGUUCCUGUAACAUUGGGUCCAGAAACUCUAACCACUUCUACCGCCACGAGUGAGGAAACUGCAAAGAUUCCUGCGACCUCAGGUGAGGAAACUACAAGUGCUCCUGUGACCCUGCAUGAGGAAACUCUGGCUAUUCCGACAACUUUGGAUGAGGGCAGUCCAACAAUGACCACAAAAUUGGAUGAGGAAACUCCAACCAGUCCCACAAACUUAGCUGAGGAAACUUUGACUACUCCCACAUCCUCCGGUGUGGAAGCUUCAACAGUUCUCACAACUAACAGUGAGGAAACAUCUGCUGUUUCUACAACUACGGAAAUGGAAACUUUACCCCCUGCGGGUGCUGAAAGUGUAGAACCUGCAACUUAAUAGCUUUACUGUCAAAACUACUCAGAAAUUUCAGAAUUGUUGUAGGGGAGAACACACCAGUGGUUCUGAUAUUGGUGUGGGGUUUGGUAGGGCUGAUUCGAGUUGCCAUAAAAGAAAGCAAGCAGGCGGCAGAUGGCUCAUCUGGUGCAACUCGAGUCUUGUGCUCGGAUUCUUUCUUUGUCAAAUUAUGCUGUACUGAGUGUAUUGCUAUUCACAUAUGCUCCGGCUAGUGUAAUAUAUGAUGAUGACCUUUUUCACUGAUGUUAACUCCUAGAGGAGAGGACCUAGAGAAUUUUUUAAUUGAAUCUAUUUCUUUCUGCUGCUUAAUCA